CAACCUCGAAUCUCGAAUAUAAAUCACAACCCACGACGCCUGCGAGGAUGGCAGACGUUGACGAAGAUGCAGCACUGGCUGUAGGAUACAAUCAAUCAGUUGAAGACCACGAUCCUGACGAUGAAACCCAAGAUUUCCGCUUCCUCGCGUUCUUGAACGCAAAAUCUGGCCAGCUUCCAAAACGAGGAGAAAAGGACUUUGAACCCCAUGGCACAAAACACCAAGAUAGCAUAUUAGAAGCUAGCAGGCAAGCUAUGCACGAUGCGCUGGCUCAUACGAGAAUACACACAGACAAGAAUUACAAUCGCGGGUUCUACUAUGGGGAGGAGGGGUUGAGUAGAGAUGAAGCUGUUCCGAAGGACUGGACGCAAGACUUGGAUGAUGACCAUUGUGUCGUGUUGGAAUCGGCAAAAGGACCUCUGUUCAAGGGAAUGGGGAAGUGGACAAAAGGAAAGGCUCGCCCGAGUUUGUGGCUAUUACCAGAAGAAGCCCUCUUUCUUGUAGAGCGAGGCAAUCUGGAUCUAUGGUGGCCCGGACGAUCAUCUUUCAGAGGUGUCCGCGAAGGCCAAUUGGAAAUUGAAGAUGACACUAGCCGGAUUUUGGAGGAGGAAGAGCGAGAUGAAGGUGUGCCCAUGAGUUUGCAAGCAGCAUUUUCAAUAUUCAUCGGACAUGAUAGCGAAAGAGGUAAGAUCAGUCUGGAGCGAUAUACAGUUUACGCACAUCUCAAGCGGAUGGGCUAUAUUGUGUUGAGAGCUCCGGAAUGGGAUCCCAGCAAGCAAGGCGAGCCACCAACAUACGAAAAUAUCCCUUGGCAAGACUCUACGAAUAUCUUCAAUCGGCUCUUUGGAAAGUUUUUCGCUGAGAAGGAGCUUGAGCAUACUCCAAAUGGUCCGCUGGUGAAGCCAGGAAUGUACCGAUCAUACAAUUCAAUUUACAAACAAAUCGCCAUUAUCUCAAGACACAAGCCAUCUCCAAUACCAACAAAUCCUGCACCUCCACCAGAAGAUCCGUAUCGGGUAGUGUUUUUAUUGUGGAAGCCCAGCAGAAUCCCCACAUUUGCCAAAAGUAACCCUGGCAUCCCAGACUUCCGGGUUGCCGUUGUGGAUGCGCGAUCAACUUCUGUACCAUCGCUAACGUCCGUUGUCUCUUUACUGGAAAGCACACCGUGGGACCCUCCAGAUCCGACACUACCGGGUUUCAAAGGCCCUGGAAAGCUCUAUCAAAGAUUGAAGCAUGGGUGGCGCAAUGUAGUCUUGGCGGUCAUUGACCAAGGCGUUAUUAGCUAUUUACGACUAGGUGAGGUUGCUUUUGGAGAGGAGAAACUUUAUGAGCGAUUCGAUGCAGGAACUAGUCCAUGGCGUGGGAAGAACUCGGGUGGUGGACGUGGCAGAGGCGGCGCGAGAGGCAGAGGGAGAGGCAGAGGCAGAGGCAGAGGUAAAGGGCGCAAUUAGGCAUGUGAAGUGAGGAGAGUUAACGUUAGAGUUGGAUGGAGGUACCGAGAGUCAAAAGCGAAGACAAAAGCAUGAGAUUUUAUGCAACCAGUCAGAACAUAGCCAUGUGCAUGAAAAUAUAUGUGGGAGUUAUUGUACAGUAAGGUAUUAUGUCGGGGUUGGAACUUUAGAUUAAUGAAGCGGUCUUUGCCUCAUGUAGCAUUUCAAGGCUUGGGGCCGAGCUCUUGAGGUGUAUGUAUCGUAUCGGCUAGCUGCAGGUUGACAAACAAAAGGCUCACUGGGCCGUUGUAAAGCAUAAUAGCCUGUGCGCAGGGUAGAACAAGGCAGAGCAAAGCAGAGUCUGAUUUG
Cadophora gregata is the source of this 1799-nucleotide messenger RNA. It is a transcript of the gene SEN54, whose product is annotated as tRNA-splicing endonuclease subunit sen54. NCBI's taxonomy places the organism in Eukaryota, Fungi, Ascomycota, Leotiomycetes, Helotiales, Ploettnerulaceae. Bases 48 to 1451 code for a protein of 467 amino acids. Gene Ontology annotation, biological process: tRNA-type intron splice site recognition and cleavage. Gene Ontology annotation, cellular component: tRNA-intron endonuclease complex. The record is from RefSeq and is a predicted model, not a curated record. The transcript has a single exon.